AUGAAAAAUGCUUUAUUGAUAAUUUUUGUGCUAUUUUGCAUUAUAAAUGCAUAAUAAGAAGAACAAAAACUUAUGAAUAAAGAAAUCCUCAAAAAUAUAGCUUCCUAUGUCGGAAUAGAGUUACCUCAUGAGUAUAUUAAUAGGUUAUUUUAUUAGUUUACAUUUAUUCUGUUUACCUUGUAAAUUGAUGAUGAAAUAAGUUUAAAAAUUUUCAAAGAAUAUUUUAAUAUCUAUAAUAACAAAAGAAUAUGUAACUCUUUGUCCAAAGUUUAAAAAUCCUUUAAUUUGUGAAGGUAAGAAACAAAAAUAUCUUGAUUAAUUUGCAGUGCAAUUUAUUGAGUAUCAUAUUUAAUAAAUCUUAGUAAUUAUUUGAAAUCAUCAAAUGCUUGUUAAGUUUUAGGGGCUUGCAAAUUGGAACAUGAACCUUAAACUUUAAAAGAAUAUAUAAAUGAAAUUAUGGAAGAUAAAUUUACAAAAGAAUAAUAAUAAAGAUGGAAAGAAAAAUCUGAAGCAUUACUAAUAAAUAAUGAAAAUUAUAAAGUUGUAUAAUAUUCUGAUUUACAUGUUGAUAUGGAAUAUACUGUUGGAGCUGAUGCUUUUUGUGGUGCAUUUAAUUGUUGUAGAAUGGAGAAUGGAAUACCUAAAGAUUCAAGUAAGGGUGCUUAAUAUUGGGGUACAUUAGCUAGUUGUGAUUUACCUUUUAGAACAGUCUAAAAUUUAAUAGAAUUCACAAAAGAUAAAAUAAAACCUGAUUUUAUUAUUUGGACAGGAGAUAAUGUAGCUUAAUAUAGAUGGAAUCAAUAGAAAAAUCAAACUGUUCCUACUUAAAUGAUAACAUAAGAAAUAUAAUAGAUUAUGCCAAAAAUUUAAGUUUAUGGAAUAUAUGGAAAUCAUGAUCUUUAUCCUAGUGAUUAAUAUGAUAUGAUUGGAGAAUCAACAUAAUAACUUAGAGAUGAAAUAUCAGAAAUAUGGAAAUAAUAUUUAAGUUAAGAAGCAUAUUAUUAAUUAAGAAGAAAUGGAUUUUAUUCUUAGGUAGAUGAGAAUAGAAAUUUAAAAAUUAUUGCUUUAAACUCAUAAGCUUAUGAUUUUAAUAAUUUCUAUUUAAUGGAAGGAGUAACAGAUCCAAGAGGAAUGUUAAGUUGGUUGAUAAAUGAAUUAAAGGAUUCAGAAUAAAAAAAUUAAUAUGCUAUAAUUAUUGCACAUAUUCCACCAGGUGAUAUUUCAUGUAAUUCAUAAUGGGCUGAUAGAUUUAGUGUUAUAAUGGAAAGAUUUGAACAUGUAAUUUCUGGUCUAUUUUAUGGUAAUUAUACAUUAAUUUUAGGACAUACACAUUCUGAUUAAAUUUCUCAUAUAAGAUCAAGGAUUGAUGGAAGAUAUAUUAAGACUAUUUAUAUUGCACCUUCAGUAACUACUAAUUCAAAAUAAAAUCCUUCUUUUAGAGUAUUCUAUUUUAAUGGAAAAAACAAUUAAAUAAUAGAUUAUACUUAAUAUAGAUUAGAUAUUACAAAAGCUAAUAAAGAUGGAUAAUAUGCUAUUUUAAAUUGGGAUAUAGCUUACAACUUUUUAGAAUAUUAUGGUUUAUAAAGUUCAAGAAUAGAAGAUGUAUCAACUUUAGGUUAUAAAAUGACACAUGAUUAAGAAUUAUUAAGAAAAUAUAUUUAUAAUUAUGCUACUGGAAGUGAUGUUCGUUAUAAUAAACAUUUAAAGUAAUAUAAUUAUUAUCUUAGAGAUUUAAAAAAGUUAUUUUUAAAAAAAGGUACAAGAAAUUAUUUCAUUUGUGGAGUAGAUACUGCUACUUUUGAUGAUUGGUUUAAAUGUAUUGGUUUUUUGGAAACUUUAUAAGAUUCUGAUUAUGCAAAAUAUAAAAUCUAUGAAUUAUUUUAUGGAAAAUGGUUAAAAGAUUGA
Paramecium pentaurelia is the source of this 1905-nucleotide messenger RNA. The record is from the annotation of a GenBank genome assembly. Lineage: Eukaryota; Ciliophora; Oligohymenophorea; Peniculida; Parameciidae.